UCAUCCUCUACGAUUAGUAACGUCAACCGUUAAGACUGUAGCCUACAACGCCUCAAAAGAAUUGACAUCCAUCCUGUCCAAAGCUUACCAAAACCCGAAGUUUACCAUCAAAAAUUCUCGCCAAGCUUUCAACGCUCUUCGAAACAAACGCAUCCUACGUGGACACAGAAUGGCAUCGUUCGACAUGGAAAAUUGUUUUGGCUCGAUAUCCACAGCUUUAGCCAUUAAACUUAUUAAAAAUGAUUUUGACGAAAAGGUACGUCCGCACACCACUAUGGAAAAAGAAGAUUUCAUCGAGCUUUUACGGAUAUGUUUGGAUGAAUGCAACUAUCUGCUAUACAAAGGACAAUUCUACCGUCAGAUUAAUGGUAUCUUCAUGGGCAACUCCUUGGGUAGCAUAAUCGUACAAAUCGUCACUGAACACAUCAUCAGUCAGGUAAUCGAACAGCUCAAAAAGGACAAACUCAUCCCACCAUCCGUAUGGAUAGUGUACGUAGAUGACCACCUAGUCAUAUGCAGAGAACCGGUCAUAAACGAAAUCUUGAAAAAGCUCAAUGCUUUUGACCCUGGCCGCAUAAAAUUUACCUGUGAAUUAGAGACCAACUCGUCAAUUAAUUUCCUCGAUUUAACAAUCAGAAGACAAGAUGGCUCCGUCAUUACGAACUGGUACAGUAAAUCAAUCGCAUCAAACCGUAUGCUGAACUAUUACUCGGCACACCAAAAGAAAACCGUUUCCAAUGUAGCCAUUUCGUUUGCUAAAAAAGUCUUCGAGUAUAGCCACCCCACUUACCACCAGGAAAACACCAUCAAAAUAAAGGACAUACUUACGAAGAACAACUUUCCACAAUCUGAAAUUCAACGCAUCAUCCAACUAGCUAAGAGAAAACCAAACACCGUAAAGAAACCCGCAGACAACACUACGCCAAAAUUCGCAUCUGUUGUCUACGUACCUGGCAUGUCUGAAUCGCUGAAAAAACAGAUCAAAUAUUUCAUACCGGAAGUCAAAAUUGCCGAUCGUCCGACCCAAAAAUUGGCAACGUUUUAUUCGAAGGAGAAGGAUAAAAUCGACAAGACCGAAUCAUCGGGUGUAGUCUAUCAAUUCACAUGUCCGGACUGUAACUGCAUUUACAUUGGUGAGACUUGCCAAAAACUAUGUACCAGAAGACAACAGCACAAAAAUUCUAUAUCUACAACCAAUCUGGCUAGGACUAAAGUUUCUUCAGCACUGGCGCUACACACCAAAACAACUGGCCAUCAAUUCGACUUUGAAAGAAUUAAAAUACUUGAUCGUAACAGCAACAAACGCAAACUGCAAAUAUCAGAAGUCAAUCACAUAAUCAUGAACCAAGAACGUGCCUGCAAUUACAAAAAAGACUCCGAGCGAAUUGCUCCAGCAUACACCAAUCUCUUACGGCAAUUCGCUGGGAAAAAUGACCAAUGUAACUGGACUAGAGUAAUUAAUCAUGCAACACCGAAUAAUUGACAUCUCACCACCGACAACUUACUUGUCACCUAUGUUUGACCGAUAAGAAAUUGUUUUUCGUGUAAAGUUGUUAAGUUCACCGGCUAAUGCAAGUUUAUAACCCUUUUAAUUUUCUUGACGAAAGCUCUAAAAUGAGCACAGGCUGUGAUAACCGCUAAAUUUUGACCAAUUAGCCCUGAUGAUGACCUGGUAUUAGGUCGAAACGUCGGCAAUUUGAAAACAAAAUUGUUUUAAAAUCAUUGGCAACCAAAACCUCAGCUACACAAC
Messenger RNA from Bradysia coprophila, 1750 nucleotides. RefSeq lists its product as uncharacterized. The record is from RefSeq and is a predicted model, not a curated record. Lineage: Eukaryota; Metazoa; Arthropoda; Insecta; Diptera; Sciaridae.